UUAAACCCCCAUCCUCACCCCUCCCAUUUUUACACUCCCAUUCCAAUGGCGCCGAGAAAAAGAAACUUUUCGCCUCCAUCGUCACUUCCUAUCUCCGUUGGAAAUUGUGAAGUGAUUGUGCAAGCGAAGAAUUUCACUUCCGAAUCAAAUGGUGAUACUCUCCAGAUCUCUCUCCCCAAAGCUGCCAAAGUCAGUAUUUCAGUGGUCGCAAAAGCAAGUGAACCUGACAACGGUGAGGGCGAAGGACUUGUGAAGUCUGGUAAUUGCUAUUUUGUACUUGCUCAUCCGAAAGAUUUAACUGGCCAAACUAAGUCCCUCCUGCAGGAGGUGUUAGCUCUUUACACAAAAGAGCUACCUGCGAUGAACUUUGCUGCCAAUACUGGAAAAGAAUCAAUGUUCCUUCAAAGAUGUGUUACCAAUGGGAAAUACUGCACUUUACUUCUCAAGUCCAAGGAUGAAAGACUAUCUGGAGAGGUCAUUGCAGCAAUUACUUAUCAAAUCAUCCCAGCUGAUACACAGUAUGCUGAAGUUCCUCUUGCUGCUGUUAACUCAAUCUUUCAGCGCAAGGGAAUUGGUGGCUUGUUGUACUCAGAAUUGAGAGAAAGGCUGCAUAGUGUAGGUGUUCAGACCAUACUAUGCUGGGGAGACAAAGAAUCAGAAGGAUUUUGGAUCAGACAGGGGUUUACAGUAAUUGGUGAGGUUGCAAAAAAUGGUAGAGCUCGCAAACUCCCAAUCAAGGCUGAUAUACGAAAAGCACUGUGCUUUCCUGGUGGUUCAACAUUAAUGUCGUCUCAUCUUCUCAAAGAGAGCUCAUCUGGAUCAGCAGAGCUACCAAAUCUAUGUUUACCAGUGAAACCUAUUCAACUGUCUCUUGGAACCCAAGAACUGAUUCAUGUUGCUGAGGGCCAAGGGCCUCUUUCUAAAGAAAAUAACCAGAUAGUUGAAAGUGGGUAUUACGAGUCUGAUAUAUUAGGGACUGGAAAGCUUCCUAUCGAUGGGUGUCAAGAUGUAGGCAUUCUGCCAGCUGCAAAAAUUUGCAAUGUGGCUAAUGCUUCUGGAAAACUGGAAGGUCUAAGGGAAGAUGAUGAGGAUAAUUUCUCUUGUUCAGUGGAUGGAAAUAAGAAAAGGGUGUGGGAAACCUCCUGCACCUCAUUGAUGUCAAAGAAAGUAAAGGGCACUCAUUCGGAGGACCAUCAAUCAUCUUCUUACUCACCUAGUUGGACACGUGAUGACGGAGUUGCUAAUUCUCUUGAUAGAAACUGCUUGUCAACUAUUGGAAAUAAUUUUUAUCCUGAUAUUUCACUAGCAAAUGAGAGUAAUAGCAUGCAUGAAAAAGUGGAUCUUGGAGUCGGUAAUAUCACAAGGAAAGAUUUUGACAUCCCAGAAAUCCCAUUUACAGCAAAAUCUCAUAGAAUUAUGCUGAUGAAUAUUGCUGAUGCUGAUAAGAAAUCAUAUCUUACCAAGAUAAUUGAAGAUCUGGGAGGAAUUGUCACUUCUGAUGGAAGCUUAAGUACGCAUAUUGUCACUGGGAAAGUGAGGAAGACACUAAAUUUCUGCACUGCUCUCUGUUCAGGAGCCUGGGUCAUCUCACCUGCCUGGUUGAAAGAAAGCUUCAAGAAGGGCAGAUUUGUAGAUGAGACACCCUUCAUUCUGAAUGACGAAGAUUACAAAACUAAGUACAGAGUUGAGCUCAAGAGUGCAGUCGUCAGAGCAAGAGCAAAUCCAUGUUCAUUGCUUAAAGGUUUCGAUAUAUGGCUGGCAACUCAUGUGCAACCUCCCAUCCAGACUCUGUCAGCUAUUGUCAAGUCAGCUGGAGCAAAUGCCAUCAGAACACAGAAUGAGACACACGAGGUAUCAAAAACCAUCUUUGUGGCUUGUGAGGAAGACAUGGAAGAAGCUGUAUCAGCUCUGAAUUUGGGGAUUCGGACAUUCAGCAGUGAUUGGCUUAUGAACUGUAUCAUGAAGCAAGAACUUGAUCUCGAUGCCCCUCAGUUUGCAGAAUCCCUUUAGAUUUGAAUAAGCUGACAGCAUGCUGCAUGGAAAUAUAUGUAUAUACUAUGUCCGAGAGUAAGUAAGGGUAGCCAAAAAAAUUAAAUUAGGUAUUUUUCUCUCCAAAUUCGUCGGAUGAAGAAAUCAAGAUACGAGAUUUCAGUUUCCUCUCAUUUCCUAUUGAGAGCGUAACUUGUUUUUGUGUGUAAGUAACUACUUUUGUGAGACGUAACUUUGUGGCAAAAUGAGUUGGGACUCGUUUUUUGGACAAAGAUAUCCUAGAAAAAGUUGGUGAAAACUUAUUCAUUUCAUUAA
Salvia hispanica is the source of this 2304-nucleotide messenger RNA. RefSeq names its product N-acetyltransferase. NCBI's taxonomy places the organism in Eukaryota, Viridiplantae, Streptophyta, Magnoliopsida, Lamiales, Lamiaceae. The record is from RefSeq and is a predicted model, not a curated record. Gene Ontology annotation, molecular function: acyltransferase activity, transferring groups other than amino-acyl groups.